This is a messenger RNA of Zingiber officinale, 878 nucleotides long. RefSeq names its product protein TIFY 3-like. Lineage: Eukaryota; Viridiplantae; Streptophyta; Magnoliopsida; Zingiberales; Zingiberaceae. The record is from RefSeq and is a predicted model, not a curated record. Gene Ontology annotation, biological process: response to wounding; regulation of jasmonic acid mediated signaling pathway; regulation of defense response. Gene Ontology annotation, cellular component: nucleus. The transcript has 5 exons. Bases 69 to 653 code for a protein of 194 amino acids.
AAGGCCUCUCUACUUUCCUUUCCACCUCAUUUUGGAGAAGGCGAGAGGAGUGGCUGGUAAGCGCAUCGAUGGAUCUCUUCGAGGCGCAGAGCAAGGUGACCUCCGGCGAUCAGUCCGAGAUCGAGUCCGUGAAGACUUCGGAGGAGGGAACCCCCAAUUUCUCCCUCAAAGACUCCCCCGUCACCGCCUCUGAGACCGGCAUCAGGAACUUUCCGACGACGAUGCCAAAGCAAAGUCCUCCAGUAGCAUCGCAGCUCAUCAUGUUCUAUGGCGGAUCCAUCAGUGUGUAUGAUGCCGUUUCUCCAGAAAAAGCACAAGCUAUCAUGUUCAUUGCAGCAGCGACGGCAGUGGCCUCGAGAGCUUCUGCCAAUAAAACUGCUUCUGUGGCUGAUGCCACCAAGGCCCCAGCCAUAGUUGGUUCAGAUGCUGCUCCUAAAGCUGCACAGUCACCGGCUGCAUCAGUGCUCACAAGAACUCUGUCAUUUCUCAGCUCUUCAGCUUCGGCGGAAGAACUCCCUAUUGCUAGGAGGCACUCACUUCAACGCUUCUUGGAGAAGCGUCGUAAUAGGGUGGUGAGCAAUGCCCCGUACGCUUCAUCGAAGCCGUUGAACACUGCAGAAAUGGCGUCUGAAGCACAGACUCAGCUCAUAUGACCAACCGACCGACCACUCUCAAAUCCCCGUCUGCAGUCAACUGGGAUCUUAUAUGCUGUAAUCUACUGCUGCUGCUCUUAAUUUGUAGAAUACCCAUGUUGUGUAAUGUUGGGCUGAAGAUUGUUCACAAACUAAGCUAUAUCGACUUGUUCCCUGAACCCUUUUUAUGCUGUAAAAUCAAACAAUAUUUAUGAUAUCAAGGGAUAGACUUCUGUUUUUCCUUAA